UGUGAAAAUCUUAUGCUUUGAUAGCGUGUGUGGGUAUGAUAGGUGCACUUAGAAAGGCUGCAUCUGUCUGCAGACCCGUAUCCUUGAAUGUCAAGGAUGCGAAAGCCUUCGAAAAUGCGCCACCGCGUCGUGUUGGUGAUGGGGGGCGGGAUGGGAGCCUUCCAUCGCAGGCAAGUCAUGCUCACGCAACCGUCCGUAGGCAUUGCGAUUAUCGUUUUGCGUGAAGGACGGUGGAGAUGUAAAAAGCUGGUAACGCUCGAGUUCACACCGGCGAGGUUCGCUGCGUGAUCUUACGUGCAGUGCGAAAUAACAUUUUCUUUUUGAUGAUUCGGCUUGAGCAGUCACUGCUCAUACAAGCACAGGAGCCCUCAUAAUCACUCGAAUGCCCAACUCGUUUAUCGUAAAUGGCAAGCCUCCACUACCAAGAGCACCAGGGCCACUACGGCGAGGCUGGGGGCGGGUGCCUGCCCGCGAAAAAUGAUGAGGCGACAACGGAUACGAACUCCAAGCCCACGACAGCUUCGCAGGCAUCAUCAACCACACUAGCCGGAGAACAAUGCCCUCCUUCUCGCAGGCCAUCGUCGCAAAUCUCAAUAACCCAGAGCCGGAGUCUCUACACCUCACUCAUGGAUUGCUGCUGCUUCCCUUUCCGCUUUGCGCCCACCCGUCGUCGAUCGAUUUCCGACAGCGAUUCACUCAGCGAGCUCGAGAAGGAUGUUGAAUACCCGGAUCUGAUGAACAAUGAAGGCUCUACGUUGCAGACAGACCUUUGGAGAUUGACAGUACGAGAUAAACUUGCUGAUUCUUAUACAAGCACGGAAGCAUUUCGCGAUGUGCUUAUUUUGAAUCUUGAUUUUGACAGUUGUCUCGCUAGUCUCAGCCAGCAGUACUUGCUCGAAGGAUUCAGCAAGCAUGUUCCGAGAGUGCGGACGGUGCUCGAAUCUAUCAAACCUUUCAUCGCUGCGAUUACGACAAUGGUCCAGUCUUCUAUGAUUGCUGGACUAGUCUGGGGAUCGAUGCAGCUUAUUCUUGCGAAUGCUGUAAAACUCUCAGACUCGUUUGAUAGCGCAAGCAAGAUGCUUCAAGAUCUAGCAAAACUGCUCCCAAGAUUCCAGGCUUAUACUCAAGUAUUGCACACGCCACGCUUGCACGCAGCACUUCGAGAAGUCUACAGUACCUUUAUAGACUUUGCUUUCGCUCUAGUGCGAUUUUUGUUGUCGCAUAGGUGCUAUACAAUGGUCAAGAUACAAUGGUCCACUGUGACUCGGCAAUACAAUGCGACAAAAGACCAACUCGCAAUAUCAUGUUCCGAUUUCGAGGCAGAAGCAAGUCUAGCUAACGUGCAGGUACAAGGGGAGAGACACCGUGAGGUUGUAGAAAGAUUGUCAAGAUCAAGAUCAGGGGAUGGCGGACUUGAAUCUACCGUCCCUGCCCCAAGGAAUGUUGUCUUCACUGGAAGGGAUACGAUUCUCGAACGCAUACAUGAAAUGCUGACACUGGAUUCCGGAGAAACCAAUGCCAUGGGAAGAAGUCGUCAAUCCGUGCUGAUCCAUAAUAUUGGAGGUAUGGGCAAGACCGAGGUGGCCUUAGAAUAUACGUAUCGGUACAGUAGGGCGUACACCCACAUCUUCUGGUUGCACGCUGAGACUGCGACUACUUUAUUGAGCUCUUUCCUAAAAGCGGUCGCCAAGUUGGACCUUUUAACUGAAACAGCAGCCAGUGAUCUGAAAGUACAGGUCGGUCUUGAGUGGCUGCGUAGUACCACCAAGACAUGGCUACUGGUUUUCGAUAACGCCAUAGAAUGGACCGCCAUACGUAAGUUCUGGCCGGCCGGUGACCGUGGCUCUAUUCUCGUCACUUCGCAAAACCCAGCCCUAGAUCGCAUCACCAGUCACGCGAUCGAACUACCCCCAAUGAACCCCGAGGAAGGCUGCACGCUUCUGCAAAGAUAUCUAAACCGCGGCCGCUCAGAGCAAAAGGAAGGCGAGGCCUUAUCGACGAAGCUCGGUGGAAUGCCUCUAGCGAUAUCACACUUUGCCGGAUAUGUCGCGAACUCUCAAUGCUCGAUCAAAUAUAUCACAGAGGUCCUGUGCAGUCGCUUCGAAUCGAGUGCGAUAUGGAAAUCGACGACAUCGAUAUCUACCAGCCCGUAUAGCCAUACACUGGCGACAGUAUGGGAUAUGGCAUUCGUGCGCUUGACAUCAGAAGCGCGGAAGCUGAUACGCAUCAUGGCUUUUCUUGAUCCUGAUGGAGUACCCGAGGAUAUAUUCAUUCCGGUGGAGCCGCAAUCGGAUGGCCAUUCUACUUGGACUCCCGCAAGCUUCAACGAAUCGGUCCGCAUCCUUCGCGAGCGCCACUUAAUCAAUCGAGACUCUCUAGAGACACACAGCGUCCUACGUACACACCGAGCCUUACAACAAAGCAUCCUCGGCCGUCUUGACACCGAUGAAACUCUUCGCGAGGAGACCUUCGAGGAAGCAGUAUCCUUGAUCCGAGCCGUGCUCCCCGAGCACGAUGUCCGCAAACGAGGUGAUCCAUCCCAAUGGCCAAAAUUCCGAAAAUACAUCUCGCAGGUCGUCGCCAUGAACCAAGCCUUUUCCGAAUCAGGCACUAAACAGCACGGGACUCUCGAAUUCGCGACAGUGCUUCGCGACGCUGGAUCGUAUCUCCUGAACAACGGCUAUCAAAGCGAUGGUAUCCCCAUACUAGAGACUGGACGAACAAUCUGUAUAAACUUGAUCAAAGAGGAGAAUGCGCCUGCAUCUGUGACGCUAGAAGACAUUACAUCGUUCCUUCAAGUUUACAAUCAUUUCCUUGGGAUCAAAGGGCGCAAGAGAUCAUUGGCAUUGACAACAGAGAAUCUCGAGCGUCGCCACCAAGCUACUACUAAGAUAGAUCAUAGCAGCUGGUCAGACCUGGAUCACAUACGAUUAAGCCGUGCUCUCCUUGACAAAGGCUGCGCGUCCGCGCAAAUGAACUUGACUGAUGCUGCCGAGGAGAACAUGGAAGCCGCCAUUUCGACAGGAGAGGCAGUGGGAGGAGAAGCCAGUAUUCCGUCUCGGUAUGGCAUGAUAUAUGGAUGUAGGAUGUGGGUGUUGGGUCCACGGAAAGCUGAAGAUCUUAUCGAGUCGAGCUCGAAACGUGCGUUGGAGUUACUUAACUCUUCAGUCGGCGAGACGAAUCCGCUUACACUGCUCACACGGUAUAACGUUGGCGUGGCAGAGUUUGCACUCGGGCAUACCGAAAGUGCACUGAAAGCGUUCCAAGAUGUCACAAAUACCCGCGUGAAGCAGCUGGGAGAAGGCCAUCACGAUGUUCUCGCUGGUCGGUACAUGAUGGCUGUCUGUUACCAAAAUGUGGGCAAGCUAGAGGACGCAGAAAACGAAUUAAGAAGAACCCUGGAUAACAACUUACAAUCAGUCCAGUGGCGAAACGAAGAUCUAGCGCGCAGUCAAUACCGUCUGGGACUGGUCCUUGCUUCUAUGAACCGACCUUCAGAAGCGCAGAGGAUGCUUGAAGAAGCACGAGAGCUGCAAAAGACGUGGUACGACGAUCUUCCCGAGAAAUUCAAGGAGUCGGAUGUCGGCCAAGAUGUUGCUAUGGAAGGCUUUGAUUUUGGUGUUACGCUCUGGCAUGGGAGAACAACGGGCAUCUUCAGCAAUGGAACAUACUGGUGA
Messenger RNA from Periconia digitata, 3677 nucleotides. The record is from the annotation of a GenBank genome assembly. Lineage: Eukaryota; Fungi; Ascomycota; Dothideomycetes; Pleosporales; Periconiaceae.